Messenger RNA from Rhopalosiphum padi (bird cherry-oat aphid), 1755 nucleotides. It is a transcript of the gene Ntan1, whose product is annotated as protein N-terminal asparagine amidohydrolase. Gene Ontology annotation, cellular component: nucleus. NCBI's taxonomy places the organism in Eukaryota, Metazoa, Arthropoda, Insecta, Hemiptera, Aphididae. The coding region runs from base 353 to 1285 and encodes 310 amino acids. Gene Ontology annotation, molecular function: protein-N-terminal asparagine amidohydrolase activity. Gene Ontology annotation, biological process: ubiquitin-dependent protein catabolic process. The record is from RefSeq and is a predicted model, not a curated record. The transcript has 10 exons.
UCACGCAGACUGUUAGAUAUAGUGCGAAGGAGUUGACGUUGAAAUGUUGAAUGGUUCAUUUAUAAUUAGUGAUUAAUAAUAUUAAUUUUUAAGUAUUGGAUCAUUAUUUAUAAUACAUAAUAUAUUUUAUACAUAUACCCAAUAGAAAUUAAACUCAUAUAUUUCUUGUUUUUAUUGUUUAUUUAUAGGCGAGAUAAAUCCAAAAUAAUCGGCAUGAAUUUCCAAUGUUUAACUAUUGGAAUUAUUUAAUAAAUGCUGACAAUAAUCAAUGGAGUUGAACAAUUUUCAACAAAUAUUAUUGAUGCUAAAUUGUAUCAAAACAAAAUACACCAUCCUAUAAAAAUAAUUAAGGAUGGUGUUACUGGUGCGAGGCGUGGUUCAGGACGAACCACCGCCGGACACGAGGACGCUGUACCUCAACCAUCCGGUACUGCGAGAUUCCGCAUCACAACUGCUCACCAUCUCUACAAAAGUAGUUGGGCCCAUAGGGCUCCUUUACGUGUGCCAACGGGAGAUGGCUGUGACCGUACCGCAUGACAAAAACGUGUCGAUUAUUGGUUCCGACGACGUUACCACUUGUAUCAUUCUCGUACUCCGACAUACCGGUUCCGGAGCCGUGGGAUUCGCUCAUCUAGACGGUUCAUGUACUGAGGAAUGUGUGGUGAACAUGGUGCACAGGAUCCAAGAACUGUCCAUGGGCUUCCCGGACGGCCGGCUGGAAAUGUCUCUGAUUGGUGGAUUCACUCACGUGUUACGUUAUAGCGAACAAGUGUUUUAUAGUCUGAUGGUUGCAGUUCACAAACAUCAAACCGAAAUCGAACUUGUGCUUGCGUGUGUUGGAGAACUCAACACUAUUAUGCGAAACAACGUCCACUGGCCAUUGCUUUAUGGAGCUGGAGUUAUGGUCAAGAGCGGUGAAGUAUUUCCGGCCAACUUUCCUGACAAAGGGCCUGAACAACCCUUGAGACUUGCUCGGCUGUUCACAGGCCUGCAACCAGUGUUGGAUGUGUAUGACUGCAGCUUGGGUCUCUUGAGAAUCGGACCGUUUAACUACGAGCCCAUGCGCAGUGUCGAUUUGUGGCUUCAGCAAUCCGAUGAAUUCAUCCUGCAAGCUUUGUCAACUACGCCCGACGUAGAACCACCGCACACAGUCAUGGCCAUACGAGCCUCUCUGAAAUACGUUCAAGAUCAUCCAUUUCCGGCGGUUACGGUCUUCAGGGACAAUCGGCCAUUAUACUAUAGACGAGAUGAACACUCAGGCACGUGGACUCCAUUUCGCUAUUAAAGAAAUAUGAAUCUAUAACUCGACAAUCCAACGAUUAAAGUGUCAAAUGUUUGUAUGGCGUCAAUAGUUCGAUAAAAUUCAAACAUAAAAUAUCAUUGAAAAAAAAUUACCAGUGUUAGUUUUUUUAAUAUUAAUUAUUUUUAUUUAUAGAACAUUCCAUUUUGUUUGCCCUAAUCUUGUGUUUUAUAAGCUGUUCAUUUUUAUUUUUAAGUGCCUUUAUAGUUAAAUUCGAUUUUUUAAAAGCUGUUUUUAUAAUUUUUAGAAACUAAUGGAGAACUUGAGAACACUUAAGUAAAUUAUAAUAUGUAUUAAGUUUUAUCUGCGGUAAUAUUAUAUUUUGUGUUGUACGAUGAAAUAAUCAGAAAAAAAAACAUUGUUAAUUUUUUUUUUUAACAAUUGUUUCAUACAUGUGAAUUUUAAUCAAAAUGAAUGUUAAGUGUACAAUAAUUAUAUUUUUUUAUCAUAAUUUA